AUGGAUCCCAACCUCCCUUCUUCCUUCUCAAAUCCCAACUCCCACCACGGUCAAGGCUACUUCUACGAUCCCAACAACACCUUUCGUCAGGGCCAACACCCUCCACAGCCUCAAGGGCAUCCUCAGGCACAGCCUUAUUAUCAGCCGUUCAAUCCCCAACCUCUCCCGCAGAACUACUCUCAGUACUAUCAACAACAGGGGUACAAUCAGGCCUAUCCCUAUCAGUCUCAAGUACAGCAGUUUCAACCCUCAUACUAUCAACAGCCUGUUGAGCUGCAGCCACAGCAAUUCGCUCAAUCUGAGCCCAACACCAUUGGAGCCUCAGUUCUCCGACACGCCGUUCAGCCUCACACCGUUCAGCGACGACAAGCCGAUCCAAGACACUACGAUGGUGACUACAUCAGAGUCGUGAUUCCUAGCCGCCCCGAUCAUUCCUCCCCUCCACAGACAUUCCACGGCAAACAGACUCCGAGAGCCGGCCAUCAAUUCAAAUCUCAAGCCCAGAGGCCGCAAUCUGCCCACCAGAAUUUUCCCAAUCAUCCCCAGCAGCUUCAACAUGCACCACAGCUGCCUAAGCAGCAUCUGACACAACGCUCCGAGUCCUCUGUGGUCUCUGACCUACCGACGGCCCCCACUACUCCCGCCUCCUCCUCCCCCUCCUCGUCGAAGAAAAAGGAGAGGCAGAUGACAUCCGCAGGUGGCUCAAAUACGCCCAAUAUGCCCCUCGAGGGCCAGUCUCGUGUCUUGCAAAGCGUUGAGGUCAAUGCAAAGCCAAAGCAACCGGCCACUAAAGCACGGGAUCACCGCGACCCUACAGUUCCACUCCACGAGCCCGAACCAGAUUAUCCUUCCCUCUUGUGCGUCCUUGCCGACGAUUACCUCGAAGCGGCGCGUAAGCUGCCCGCUUUGACGGAAGAAUAUUACUCUCUCAUCUCGACCGCACUUGGCUGUCUCGAAUCAGUCCUUGCCAAUUUCAAGCUGCCUCCUUUGAGAGAAGCCCAGGUCUCUCUACGCUAUGCCCAAAUUCUGUAUGCCGAGACCGAAAACCAUGAUGAAGCCGAGACGAUCUUGACAAAGGCCAUAGAGUUGUGCGGACGACACAAGUUUAUCGAUCUCAAGUACGAGAUGCAGCUCCUCUUGUCCAGGGUACUCUACGAAUCGAAGCCCAAAGCUGCUCUCAGAGAUAUCCAGAAAUUGAUUGAGGACAUCGAAGCUUAUCGCCAUACGGCGUGGCUUUAUAUCUUUCGCUUCCAGCAUGCCAUGUUUUCGCUCGCCUCCAGCGCCCCGGGUGACAUCCACGGCGCGGUGGUGCAAUUGGAGAAGAUCGAGCACUUGGCUCGUCAAAAUUCCGACAGUGCAAUACUCGCAUUUGCCGCUACGCUUGAAGCUCUGCUCCAUUUGUCUAGCCCGAGCCAGGAUGCCGUGACAACGAGUCAGACCGCGCUGGCGAAGGCUCGAGCUCUGCAGUUGAGUCCAGAUGUGGCUGGGAACCCGCAGCUGACCGUCCUCAUGGAAUUUAUCGACCUUGCCUGCAGCGUCCGAGAAGCCGACAUUGCCCAAAGCGAGAUCAAGCGCAAGAUCAUGCAAGACGCUCUGGUGGAGGCCGUGAGCCAUCCAAAUUGGAGAGGAGACGGCUUGAUUUAUAUUCCAGUCUCCAGGAAGGCCGUCGCUGGCAUGCAACUGCAUGGGAAUGGGUAUGUCAUUGAAAAAAAUGGAAAGUACCACAUCCCUUUUUCAUGGCUGGGGACAGAUGAAACAGAAGCCUUGGGUUUCCUGUUCUCAGCAGAAAGUUCUGCUUACAAGAAUGGGGCUGACGGGGCCAAAGCUGAGAGGUUUUUGGACAGUGGGCUUUCGGUUCUUCGAGCCCUGGGGAUGCCCUCCCUCAAAGCAGGGUACCGAGAGUACCAAAGACAGAUCACCUCCCAAAAGAUUACGGAAGCGGGAUUCUUGUUGCUUCUCGUUUUCCUGCAAUGCUCGAAAGGGCUUUGGCCGGCAGCCAACGAUACAUUAGACAAAGCUCAUGCAAUUUCGCAGGACUUGGGUGACGCUCUUCCGGUCAAUAUGAAAUAUUGCCUUUUAUAUCUCCGGGGAGCCGUGCUGCAAGGAACGGGAGAUCUGACAGCCGCCCUUCAGGUCUAUCAAUCGCCCCUUUUCGACCUCAAUACACCGCAGACUUCACCAUCAGCUGGCUCCGGGACCUCGAACCGGAUUGCGAAUUCUCACCACGCAGACUCCGACGUAACCCGGAACUUUUCCAUCCUUGCAGCCAUGAACUCCGCCUUGAUCAUCUACAAUCCAGCCCAUCCGCAACACAAGCGCUUGUCUUCUCUCAUCAAGACCUUGAUUCCAGCCGUUCAAAACUGUGGAAACCGAUACAUCAGAGCGCAUUUCAUGCUGCUCGAGUCUAUUCUGUCCACAAACACACUCGCAGAGAAGCAGCUUCUGAGACAAGCGAUGGACGAAGGCAAGGCAAUUGGCAGCGCACAAACUACGGCUUUGGCACUCAUUUACAUGCACGACCAGCUGUACAAGGGCACGCUCGAGAAGCCCGCCUUGAAAUGCGCCAAAGCGGCCGGUCAUCAAGCUCGGAGAUGGGGACAGCCAAUGUGGAUGCAUGUAGCGGCGGCUCUGGAGGCGCAGACGCUGGAGAUUUUCAGCUUCCCCGACGAAGCACGAAAGAGGCAGGAUGAAGCAGAUGCGAGCUGGGAGAGGUUGCCGAAAGGUGUCAAGGAUGUUGGGGAUGUUGAGGAUGUUGAGGUAGUCGUGAUCGACGACUAG
Molecule: messenger RNA, 2778 nt
Organism: Fonsecaea erecta
Lineage: Eukaryota; Fungi; Ascomycota; Eurotiomycetes; Chaetothyriales; Herpotrichiellaceae
Exons: 1
Coding region: 1-2778 (925 amino acids)
Biological process (GO): mitotic sister chromatid cohesion; maintenance of mitotic sister chromatid cohesion
Cellular component (GO): chromatin; SMC loading complex
Molecular function (GO): double-stranded DNA binding; protein binding
Source: RefSeq, a predicted model, not a curated record